Molecule: messenger RNA, 3289 nt
Organism: Cheilinus undulatus (humphead wrasse)
Lineage: Eukaryota; Metazoa; Chordata; Actinopteri; Labriformes; Labridae
Gene: kif3a
Product: kinesin family member 3A
Exons: 18
Coding region: 145-2268 (707 amino acids)
Biological process (GO): microtubule-based movement
Molecular function (GO): ATP binding; microtubule binding; microtubule motor activity
Source: RefSeq, a predicted model, not a curated record
AGCAAGCUUUCGGAUGUGAGCCUUUGAUGUUAUGGGCACAUCGCUGGCAUUUAAAUUCUUCGGCUAACCUAGACCCAAAUGCGCAAAACCCCACAUUUUACUGUCAUUGUACUUCUACUUUAGUGGCCGUUCUGCGUCGACACUAUGCCGAGUAAUAAGCUUGAGAAACCAGACAAGCAGGAGGCCAAUGAUAAUGUUAAGGUUGUGGUGAGAUGUCGGCCCCUCAACCAGAAAGAGAAGGUGAUGGGGCACAAACAGGCCGUGAUUGUGGAUGAGAUCCGUGGAACCAUUACAGUGAACAAGUUGGAGACCCCCCAAGAACCCCCAAAGACGUUCACAUUUGACACCGUGUUUGGACCAGACAGCAAACAGCUGGAUGUCUACAACCUCACAGCCCGCCCAAUCAUUGACUCAGUAUUAGAGGGAUACAAUGGAACCAUUUUUGCAUAUGGGCAAACUGGCACAGGAAAAACCUUCACCAUGGAGGGUAUGAGGGCAGUGCCAGAGCUUAGGGGGAUAAUCCCAAACUCUUUUGCUCAUAUUUUUGGUCACAUUGCCAAAGCAGAGGGUGACACAAGAUUUUUAGUUCGUGUUUCAUACCUUGAGAUUUACAAUGAGGAAGUUCGAGACUUACUGGGAAAGGACCAGAUGCAGCGACUGGAGGUGAAAGAAAGGCCAGAUGUUGGUGUUUAUAUCAAAGACCUCUCUGGUUAUGUUGUGAACAAUGCUGACGACAUGGACAGAAUUAUGACAUUGGGGCACAAGAACCGUUCUGUUGGUGCCACAAACAUGAAUGAGCACAGCUCCCGUUCUCACGCUAUCUUCACCAUCACAAUUGAGUGCAGUGAGAAAGGUGUUGAUGGAAACCAGCAUGUGCGAAUGGGAAAACUUCACUUGGUGGAUCUUGCCGGUUCAGAGAGACAGGGUAAGACUGGAGCAACAGGUCAGCGUCUAAAGGAGGCAACAAAAAUCAACCUCUCUCUCUCCACACUGGGUAAUGUCAUUUCUGCUCUGGUGGAUGGUAAGAGCACUCAUGUGCCCUACAGGAACUCUAAACUGACUCGUCUGCUGCAGGAUUCACUCGGGGGAAACUCCAAGACCAUGAUGUGUGCAAAUAUAGGCCCUGCAGACUAUAACUAUGAUGAGACCAUCAGUACCCUGCGCUACGCUAAUAGGGCCAAAAACAUCAAGAACAAAGCCAGGAUCAAUGAGGAUCCCAAGGAUGCUCUGUUGCGGCAGUUUCAGAAGGAGAUUGAGGAGCUUAAGAAGAAGCUGGUGGAAGGUGAAGAAAUCUCUGGCUCAGAGGGCAGCGGAUCAGAUGAGAUGGAUGAAGGAGAAGAUGAGGGAGGCGAGGCAGGAGAAGGUCGUAGGAGAAGAAGAGAAGAAAGAGGGAGGAAGAAGGUUUCUCCAGACAAGAUGGUGGAGAUGCAGGCAAAGAUUGAAGAGGAAAGAAAGGCCUUGGAAGCCAAGCUGGACAUGGAAGAGGAGGAGAGGAACAAGGCAAGAGCAGAGCUGGAGAAAAGAGAGAAGGACCUUCUGAAAGCCCAGCAAGAGCAUCAACUUCUGCUAGAGAAGUUAUCAGCUUUGGAGAAGAAGGUGAUUGUAGGUGGUGUGGACCUCCUGGCCAAGGCUGAGGAGCAGGAGAAGCUUUUGCAGGAGUCCAACAACGAACUGGAAGAGCGCCGCAGGAGGGCAGAGCAGUUGCGGAAGGAGUUGGAGGAAAAGGAGCAAGAACGUCUAGACAUAGAGGAGAAGUAUACUAGCCUGCAGGAGGAAGCUCAAGGAAAGACUAAGAAGCUGAAGAAAGUAUGGACCAUGCUGAUGGCUGCCAAAUCAGAAAUGGCAGAUCUGCAGCAAGAGCAUCACCGGGAGAUUGAAGGACUCCUGGAGAACAUCCGCCAGCUAAGCCGAGAGCUGCGACUCCAGAUGCUCAUCAUAGACAAUUUUAUUCCUCAGGAAUACCAGGAGAUGAUAGAAAACUACGUACACUGGAAUGAAGACAUCGGGGAAUGGCAGCUGAAAUGUGUGGCAUACACUGGGAACAACAUGAGAAAACAGACUCCAGCCCCUGAUAAAAAAGAAAAAGAUCCAUUUGAGGUAGAUCUGUCACAUGUGUAUCUGGCCUACACAGAGGAGAGCAUGCGGCAGUCUCUAAUGAAACUAGAGAGACCCAGAACCUCUAAAAGUGGCAAGAGUGGAAGGCCCAAGACUGGCCGCAGGAAAAGAUCUGCAAAGCCUGACGCUGUGAUCGAAUCCCUCCUGCAGUGAAGACGGCAAAGACAAGAGCUUGGUUUCUCUGCAUAUUUCAUGUUACUUUAGGGAAAAAGAAAUAAGUCAUUAGUCGAGUCUUUAAAAUUUGAUGUUGAACAUUACUUAGAAGAUUAUCAGAACACACUGUAUCCCCGCUGAGGUUUUAAAUGUGAAGCAGCUGCACCUACAACAUGAUACAGAACUCAUGGCAAAGAUGAACUUUUAUUUGUUUUAUAUUUUUUGGUUUCUUUGAGGUUGUCCAACAUUUCUGUGAAUCUGGAGCUAGAUUGUCACUGGAGCACCUCUAGCAUUAAGGAGAAACUUACCUUAAAUAUAUUUCACUUGAAACAUCUUUGUCUUUUUUUUAAUUUGACCAAUGUAACACAGAACGAAGACAUGAGCUGGAAAUGCAUUCAUAUAUCCUUAGAUUUGUCAAAUGUUUCUAACACACAAAGUAUUUCCCAGAUAAGGUAUUGGCCUUGCUACACGGGAAACUUAUUUAAUUAAAUGGCUGGGCUUACAUUAAUAAACUAUAACUUAAAUUUGUUUAUGGAAACAUUUUCACUUUUUUUUUUCAUCAGAUAAAUCUACUCUGAGCCUAAGCUUCAGCCACCAUGAUUGUUCUAUUAACUACAACAUCUCCUUAAUGCUGAGGAAAACAAACACUACAAUGUAGAGGGAAAUAUGGAAGGAGACUAUUAAGUAUCAAGUAUGUUAUCAAAUGUGAUUUAUGAUUAUUCCCUGAUGCAUUGGGGCAUGCAUGCUUACCCUGAUCUUCUGAUUGUGUUCAAGUAUUUGCUAAUAAAAUCUUUAUUUAUUUUCGAAUACUGGAACACAUUAUGUUACUUUAAAAUGCACCAUACAUACUGUAUCCCUCAGUAAAAUGCACUAGUAGGAGGUUUCUGUGGAGAAAAUGUUCUUUUAUUUUGUUCUGUAGUGGAGCCUACUGACUUUGAUUCUGUAUUACAUGUUAAAUGUUUACAUCCACCAGACCCCUGGAUAUGUUAUUUAUUAAAUUAUUUUUUACGUUUAAUCUUAA